This is a messenger RNA of Alternaria incomplexa, 843 nucleotides long. RefSeq lists its product as uncharacterized. Bases 1 to 843 code for a protein of 280 amino acids. The transcript has 2 exons. NCBI's taxonomy places the organism in Eukaryota, Fungi, Ascomycota, Dothideomycetes, Pleosporales, Pleosporaceae. The record is from RefSeq and is a predicted model, not a curated record. Gene Ontology annotation, molecular function: 2 iron, 2 sulfur cluster binding.
AUGGCUACCAUGCAGGAGAUGCCCGAUGAGUCGGCUUUCCAGUCGACCGUGUCCGCGCUUCCACCAUCCACCCUCGCUAUCAUCUACUUCCAUGCGCCAUGGGCCAAGCCAUGCGAGCAGAUGGGCGUCAUCCUGAAGACGCUGGCCAGCACAUACCCCGCCGAUGCGCCGAUAAAGUUCCUCUCGCUCAACGCCGAAGAGCUGCCCGAGGUCUCUGAACAAUACGAUGUCACAGCGGUCCCAUACAUUGUUCUACAGAAAGACGGCAAGACCCUGGAGACAGUGUCAGGCUCAGAUGCAUUCAAAGUACGAGCCGCAGUCGAGAAAUACGCCGGCGCGGGCAGCGGCCAAUCCUCGAGUCUACCACCCGCGCAAACCGUCACACGACCACAGGAGAACGGGGAUAGCACAGGCAAGAACCUCGCUGGGUACGCGCCUGGCUCCCAGGACCCCAGGACGGCACCCGACUACAGCGCGGGCGAGCACCGAGAAGGCGAACAACAGACAAACAAGGAUGAACUACACAGGAGGCUAGGCGAAUUGGUCAAGGCAGCGCCAGUUAUGCUGUUCAUGAAGGGCACACCAAGUUCGCCGCAGUGUGGCUUCAGUCGGCAGACAGUGGCGAUCCUGCGUGAGAAGGGCAUAAGGUACGGCUUCUUCAACAUCUUGGCCGACGACGAGGUUCGCCAAGGACUGAAGGAGUUCGCCGACUGGCCAACUUUCCCACAACUGUGGGCGGAUGGUGAGCUAGUAGGCGGUCUUGAUAUCGUCAAGGAAGAGUUCGAGAAUGAUCCCGAUUUCCUCUCCCAGCACGCCGCAGGUGCCCCCAAGACGGCAGCUUAG